This is a messenger RNA of Paramecium tetraurelia, 1935 nucleotides long. RefSeq lists its product as uncharacterized. Lineage: Eukaryota; Ciliophora; Oligohymenophorea; Peniculida; Parameciidae. The transcript has 6 exons. The record is from RefSeq and is a predicted model, not a curated record.
AUGGAAACUUAAUCAUAUUCCCCAAUGUUGGAUAGAGUUAUGGCUCAAGAAAUCCAAUCAGUUAGUUGGAGUAAGACAAUGGAUGUUUGUGCAAUCCUCUAUGUUAAUAACCAAUUGGAAAUAUGCAGAGUGAGUGAAUAAUUGUAAAGGAUGUUCAUAAUCCAGGAGGACGAUGCCAUUAGCAAUAUAAUAGUGGAAAGUAUGUUUCUGGCUUACAAUGUUGGAAAUAAAUUAUACUUCUAUCACUUGGCUUCUCAUUAAAAAAUCAUUCAAUCCACUCUAAUCAAGAAUUCAGAUAAAAUCACCUAGAUGCUUCUUGUGUAAGUGAAUGCAAAAAUAAUUAAAGAGCAGGAAUUAUAAGCAGCCAUAAUUCCAUUAUCGACCACAAACUUGUAAUUUUCAUACUUAAUUAUUAGGAAAAAUUGGCAAAAUCUUUGCUUUCUAAAAUAACAAUAGAUAAACAAUAUCAUAUUCUCAUUAACUAAUAAGUAAAUUGCCUAUAAUUUUAAUGGGAUUCUACAUUUAGGAGAAAUCGAACAUUCAAGCACAACAUAAUUAUUCCAAUUAGAAAAUGAGUUGCAUUGUUUUUCAAAAUAGUUUGUUGAAAUUUACGAUAUUGGCUUAUUGAAACAUCAAUAAAUUUUAAAAUACAUUUAAUAAUUGAGCUACUUAAAUGAAUUACUUUGUUUUUUGAAAACAUCAAUUCUCUUAAUCAACACCCAAUUACAAGACAUCUUCAAAUGCUAUCAAUUGAACAUAAUAGGUCCUUUGGUAGCUUUUGGACCUCAAGAAACAAUCAAUUAUCACAUUUUGCAAUUUUAUCAAAAGGGAAAUUGCCCUCAAGAACUUGUUCAAUUCUUUUAGAAGGAACUCUACAAUACAAAAAUAUUGUAGAAAAUGGAUGAUAAUAUCACAAACAGCUUCAAUAACAUUUAAGAAAUAAUAUAGGACUCAUUGAUGAAUGUGUUAUCUAGAAUUUUAAUUAUCAUCAACUUCUUUAUUUAAUCAAAGAACAUGCCCUUUUAUUAAGGAUUGCAUAAAACUCCUUUUGAAGAAUUAUAGGAAACAAUUUAAAAGAUUUAAAAAGUGUUUAGCAGAUUUUAAAUUGAAUGUCAUUAGACUAAGUUACACUUGAGAAACUUCUUUGUUUGGCUAAAUUUAUGCGCAAUUAAGGCUGGAAAUGAGUAAGAAGUGGAAUGCGAGAAUGUUAACUCUCCUCUCAAUAAAAUAGAAGUAGAUCUGUCAAAAUUAUUUGAUUUCUUAAAGGAUAACCAUUUAUUUUAGUUAAGAAAUCUGUAAUGCUUCUAUUAAGAAAAAAUAACACCAAAAACAUUUUUUACUAAAGUAGUUGUGUAGAAAAACGUGGAGUUCAAAUAAACAGAAAAUGUUACAAAGAUUUUAAAGAAUGUCUUUAGAGAUAGUUAUAUAGACAACAUUUAAUAAAAACAAAAUAAAAUAGAAUAAGAGGAUCCUUUUGUAACUGUCAACUCAUUAGUUCGCUAAUUGUAAAAUUAUUUAGAUAAGAUAUCCAUCAACUUGAAGCCUCAACUUAUAAACAAAAUCAACAUUGAUCUGUCAAGUUCAAUAAUCAGAUUUUCUGAGCAAUCCGAAAAUUCAUACAUGGUAUCUGUUUUAAUAAACAAUUCAAUUGUUUAAUAUACAUAUUAAUAAAAGAGUUUUUAACAAAUACAUUAGAUUCAAUUCAACAAUAAAUAUAUCAAGGAACUAUAAUACUUUGAUGGAAAACUUAUCAUUUUGAGUACAAACCAUUAAGACAAUUAAAUUUAAUAGUAAUUAACAGCAUACAUUUCAUCAGAAGAUUUGGAAACUCUAAAUAAAUUUGAAUGCCACUCAAUCAAAGAUCUGUAAGUAAGCAAGAAAGGACUAAUAUCAAUAAUUAUAGAUUCUAAAAAAUUAAUUAUUCUUUCCAUUUGA